UCUCUCUCUCUCGCCUCGGGACUACUGGUACGGGGAGAGGACGCGAGAGGAAGACAACCCGACAUCCACGCUUCCCCUCCUCUUUCGUCGGAACUAAAUCACCUCUCUUUUUCUCUCUCUUUCUAGAGCGGUUGCUCCACCGAAACUUGUUUCAGACUUUGUAUUAUAUCCCACCCAUCAUCUUGGGAGGGAGAGAGAGAGAGAGAGAGAGCUGGGGAGACCAGCCACCGAUGCAUCCGGACAACCUCCCUCCUCCUCAACGUACCUCCAAUAUCAUCUGGUUCGCGGCCAGACCUUCCGUUUUUUACUCCUCUGCCUCUUCUUCCCCAUCCUGCUGGUAAAAAAAGGUGCCAAUUUUCCUGGAAAGAAAGAAAAAGGCAAAUCGAAAUGCUUCUUCCCUAAGCCUGGGCCACCUUCGUCCCUUUUCCUUCCCUUCCGCCUUCCCUCCUUCCCUCCCUCUCUCUGCAUCUCUCUUCUCUGGUGGUGCUUGCAGGUGUCGCCAUCAUGCAGCCUUUUCUGCGUUCUUUUCCUGCUUUUUCUUUUGAUUAGGAGAGAGCAAAGGAAGGGAGGAGAGAAGCAGAGGAGAGAGAGAGAGAGAGAGGAGGAGGAGGAGGAGGUGGAGGAGGGGAACAAGAAGAUGCAGAACCAUUUCCUGACGACGCUGCGCAGCCUGAAGCUGAUCGAUGGGUGCAAAGGGACGCAAGUCUACGCGGUGAAUCCGGCGGUCUCCAAUUCCAAUGCUCCUUCCUCGUCGUCGUCCGAUAAGCCGCUGCUCCGCUCCACCUUUUCCCUCCGCAAUAAAUCUAUCCAGGGAUGCAACGGCGGGGGCGGGGGCGGCGGCGGCCUCCACCACUGCCCCUCUUAUCUCCUCCUCGACUCCCUUCUCCCCUUCGGCCUCCCCUCCGCCGACCGCAUCGACCCCCCCGUCGACCCCUUCCUCCGUCCCGUCGACCCCGUCUCCGCCCUCUCCGACUCCUUCCGCCGCCUCUCCUCCACAUCCGACGCUAACUCCGGCACCGGCGCCGAGCGGCUCCUCCUCCUCUGCGACCUCUAUCUCGAGCAGCAUUCCCUCCUCCGCCCCCUCGCCGACCCAAAGCUUCUCCGUCGCACUCUCCGCUCCGCCCGUCUCCACGCGCCCGACACCCACCACCGCGUUGUCCUCUCUGCCUGGCUCCGUUUCGAGCGCCGCGAGGAUCAGCUCUUUCCCUCUUCCUUCCCCUCCCCCCUCUCUGCCUGCACCACCACCUCGCCGUCCCUCGAGUGCCCCCGUGCCGCCCUCCUCUCCACCUCCAACGACCUCCUCUGCCCUUGCCGCCGCCCCCCUCCCGUGCCAUCCCCCUCCCCAUCCUCCUCUUCCUCCUCCUUCCGCCGCCACGAGCCAGAAGAGGGAGCGGACGCCGACGUAUGGUUCUGCAUCGGCGACGACGAGGUCCCUUGCGUCCGCUCCAACAUCGCGGCCCUCUCCAAGCCCCUCUCCACCUUGCUCUGCGGCGGCUUUGCCGAGGCCCAGCGCGAGCGCAUCAGCUUCACCCACAACGGCAUUUCUGCCCGCGGGAUGAAGGCUGUUGACGUCUUCAGCCGCACCGGUCGCCUCGACGAGUUCCCACCCGAUACCGUCCUCGAGCUUCUCGCCUUCGCCAACAAGUUCUGCUGUGAGGGCCUCAAGUCCGCCUGCGAUCUAAAGCUCGCAUAUUUGGUUCGCAGCCUUGACGACGCCCUCCUCCUCGUCGAGUACGGGCUCGAGGAGAUGGCGUACCUCCUCGUCGCAGCUUGUCUUCAGGUGUUCCUCCGCAUGCUCCCCAAAUCCCUCGGCGACACCGAGAUAACAAGGCUGCUCUGCACUCAGGAGGGAAGGAAGAGGUUGGACGCGGCAGGGCACGCUUCGUUCGUCCUGUACCAUUUGUUGAGCCAGGUGGCCAUGGAGGAGGACAUGAAAUCCAACACCACGGUGAUGUUGUUGGAGAGGUUGGUGGAGACCGCCGCUCCUGGGUGGCAAAAGCAGCUAGCUUUGCACCAGUUGGGUUGCGUGAUGCUCGAGAGGGGCGAGUACAAGGACGCCCAGAGGUGGUUCGCAAAGGCUACUUCAGAGGGGCAUGUGUACUCCCAAGUCGGUGUUGCGAGGGCCAAAUUCAAGAAGGGGCACAAGUACUCUGCUUAUAAGCUGGCCAGUGGCCUCAUCGAUGAGCAUGAACAUGUCGGGUGGAUGCACCAGGAGAGAUCAUUGUACUGCAUUGGCAAGGAGAAGAUGGCGGAUCUAAGGAUCGCCACCAAGCUCGACCCCACCCUCGCUUACCCUUACAAGUUACGGGCAAUUGCUUUAAUGGAGGAUGACAAGGUGGGUGCAGCCAUUGCAGAGAUCAACAAGAUCAUUGGAUUCAAGGUCUCCACUGAUUGCCUGGAGCUUCGUGCAUGGUUCCUUCUGGCACUCGAGGAUUAUGAGGGUGCAUUGCAGGAUCUGAGGGCGCUCAUGACGCUGAACCCCAACUACAUGAUGUUUCAUGGGAAGCUACACGGGGAUCAGUUGAUCGACAUCCUCCAGCAGAAUGUGAAGCUGUGGGACAUGGCCGAUUGCUGGAUGCAGCUCUACGACCGGUGGUCCGCAGUGGAUGAUAUUGGCUCUCUUGCUGUGGUGCACCAGAUGUUGGCAAAAGAGCCCAUGAAUAGCAGCUUAAGAUUUAGACAGUCGCUACUGCUGCUAAGGUUGAAUUGCCAAAAGGCUGCGAUGCAUAGUUUGCGGCUGGCUCGGAAUCAUUCGACCCAUGAGCACGAAAGGCUUAUCUAUGAAGGAUGGAUCUUAUAUGACACUGGCCACCGCGACGAAGCAUUGGCUAAGUCUGAGGAGUCUCUUUCUCUUCAGAGGUCAUUUGAAGCUUUCUUUCUUAAAGCAUAUGCUCUAGCUGAUUCAAGCCUAGAUCCGGCAUCUUCAUCUUAUGUCAUUCAACUACUUGAACAAGCUAACAGUUGUGCAUCUGAUAACCUUCGUAAAGGGCAAGCACACAAUAACAUGGGAAGCAUAUAUGUCGAUUGUGAUAUGCUGGAUGAGGCUGCAGAAUGUUACUUAAAGGCACUCGGUAUAAAGCACACUCGUGCACACCAGGGUCUGGCUCGGGUUUAUUACCUCAAGAAUCAGAAAAAAGCUGCUUAUGAUGAGAUGACGAAGUUAAUAGAAAAGGCAAAGAACAAUGCGUCCGCAUAUGAGAAGCGGUCAGAAUACUGUGACCGUGACAUGGCAAAGAGUGAUCUUAAUAUGGCAACAAGGUUAGAUCCUCUGAGGACAUACCCCUAUAGAUACAGGGCUGCAGUUCUGAUGGAUGAGCACAAAGAACAUGAUGCUAUAGCUGAGCUCUCAGGAGCAAUAGCUUUCAAGCCAGACCUCCAGCUGCUUCACCUGCGUGCUGCAUUCUAUGACUCAAUUGGCGACUCUGCAUCAACCUCGCGAGAUUGCGAAGCAGCACUGUGCCUUGAUCCAACACACUCUGAUACCCUGGAUCUUUACAAGAAAGCUCUUGGAACAGCAGAUCCCCAGAGUACAUAAAGCUUGGCAAAGAUGUUUCGAUGUGCUGUUAUUCAAGAAUCAAGAAUGUGACUAUAGACGAUUGUAGAGAGGCGAAGAUGGCGUGUACAAAAUUGAAACGGAUCAGUAUCAGAGGCAGGAAGCAGUAUGUAUAUAGUUAUGCAAAGAAUUGUGAAAAUUAUAUAUAUAGGAGUGGAACAACGAAAGGGUGCACGCUCCAUGAAAGAUGAGUGCUGUAAAAAAUGUGCGAAUUGGAGGACCAGUUGAUCUACAGGAGAUAGCAGAAGCCUUGAACUCUUGAAUUGAAUUCAGGCUCAUUUGUGUAAUAUUUUUCUUCAUGAACAACUCUUUUUGAGAGAUGGUAAUUGACAAUUUUUCUAUGAUGUGAGAGUACAAAGGGGGCCAAUUUCUUCCCCCUCAUGUUUAGUUUCAUCUGAAAAAAAUUGCUACAGCCUUUUUGCUGCAAGCCUUUUCUUUUAGCAUUGUUUAGAAAGUUGAUGGGUGUCUGGAAAACUGGAAAACAUAUUGAAAAGUGUAAUGUGGAUGAUUUGCUCA
Musa acuminata subsp. malaccensis (wild Malaysian banana) is the source of this 4069-nucleotide messenger RNA. Its product is annotated as ethylene-overproduction protein 1. Gene Ontology annotation, molecular function: protein binding. The record is from RefSeq and is a predicted model, not a curated record. NCBI's taxonomy places the organism in Eukaryota, Viridiplantae, Streptophyta, Magnoliopsida, Zingiberales, Musaceae. Gene Ontology annotation, biological process: negative regulation of ethylene-activated signaling pathway.